This is a messenger RNA of Daucus carota subsp. sativus, 1741 nucleotides long. RefSeq names its product equilibrative nucleotide transporter 3. Gene Ontology annotation, molecular function: nucleoside transmembrane transporter activity. The record is from RefSeq and is a predicted model, not a curated record. Gene Ontology annotation, biological process: nucleoside transmembrane transport. The transcript has 10 exons. Lineage: Eukaryota; Viridiplantae; Streptophyta; Magnoliopsida; Apiales; Apiaceae. The coding region runs from base 271 to 1524 and encodes 417 amino acids. Gene Ontology annotation, cellular component: plasma membrane.
UUACUCGGUAUACUUUUAAUAGUACUAACGUAUAUCCCAUUCAUAAUUCUACUUUUCCGUCAAAACAUAUUGAUAUAAAAAUAUACAGAAAUUCUUUCGAGGAAUACUCAAUGACUACAAAAAGAGAAGACAAAAGAAAUAUCUACGCUGGUCUCUAUUUUUAGGUGUAAACCUGGGCAGCUAAGUAUUGUGCGUGCAUUGUAAUACUUGCCUGAGUAAUUUCUGCCUCAUCUCAGGGAUUUGGAAGAUACAUACAUUCCUCCUCUCGUCAUGACACCUUCAAGUAAAGCUCCAGUCAGGCUCGAGGGGGCAAUACUUGCCACUCUUGUGUGUUGGUUCCUUGGACUAGGAUCACUUGUGUCAUGGAAUAGCAUGUUGACGAUUGGCGACUACUACUACGAAUUAUUUCCUGAUUACCAUCCAUCAAGGGUACUUACGCUCGUCUAUCAAAUAUUUGCAAUAGGAACAAUGGCAAUACUUGCUUAUAACGAGUCAAAGAUCGAUACUAGAAAACGUAAUAUAGCCGGAUACAUCCUCUUCUGUAUUAGUACUUUUGCACUUAUAGUGUUAGAUUUAGCUACUUCAGGGAAAGGGGGUGUCGGAAAUUAUAUUGGUAUAUGUGUCUUUGUUGGUGUUUUUGGGGUAGCAGAUGCUCAUGUCCUGGGUGGAAUGGUAGGAGACCUCUCUUUCAUGCGCCCAGAGUUUAUCCAGUCAUUCUUUGGUGGUUUGGCUGCAUCAGGAGCUCUUACCUCUGGUUUGAGGCUUAUGACAAAAGCAGCAUUUGAACAUUCAGGAAAUGGUCUUCGAAAGGGAACAAUGUUGUUUCUUGCUAUAUCCACAUUCUUAGAAUUUAUCUGCAUAUUUCUGUAUGCAUUUAUUUUCCCCAAACUACCGGUAGUUAAGUACUAUCGCUCCAAAGCAGCUUCUGAAGGAUCAAAAACUGUCACAUCUGACCUGACAGCUGCUGGCAUCCAGAAACAAGAAUUUCAAGAAGCUGAUGAUGAUGCUAAUCCCCAGAGGCUUACAAAUAAACAGUUGUUCUUUCAAAACAUCGAUUACUUAUUGGACUUGUUUCUGAUAUAUGUCCUAACCUUGUCAAUAUUCCCCGGGUUCUUAUACGAAAACACUGGUAAACACCAGUUGGGUUCAUGGUAUCCACUUGUUCUGAUAGCAAUGUACAACGUCCUGGAUCUAGUUGGAAGAUAUGUUCCCCUGAUAGAUUUGAUCAAAUUGGAAUCUCGGAAAGGCCUCAUGAUUGCAAUACUAUCCCGUUUCUUGCUCAUACCUGCAUUUUAUUUCACUGCGAAAUAUGGUGAUCAGGGGUGGAUGAUACUCCUUGUUUCAUUCUUGGGAUUAACCAAUGGUUACCUAACUGUGUGUGUCAUGACUGUAGCUCCUAAAGGAUACAAGGGUCCUGAGCAAAAUGCAUUGGGGAAUCUGCUAGUUUUAUUUCUUUUCGGCGGUAUAUUUGCUGGUGUUGCUCUGGAUUGGUUGUGGCUAAUUGGUAGUACGGCUAAAUUUUAAGAGGUAAUAACUAUCAAGCUCAGCAUGUUGCUAGGAACAAGAACAAGUGUUACAUUCUUUUGAGACUAGAAUAUCUGGUAGUAGAUGAGAGUAUAUGUAUAUUCAUCCUAGUACGUUACAAGUGAGGGUCACCUCAGAACUAUUGCUAAACUAUACUAGCUUAUAGCCCGUGCAAGGCACGGGAGCUUUUUAAUUAUUUAUAAAUUUUUUAAAUAUA